Molecule: messenger RNA, 2110 nt
Organism: Nerophis ophidion (straightnose pipefish)
Lineage: Eukaryota; Metazoa; Chordata; Actinopteri; Syngnathiformes; Syngnathidae
Gene: cnr2
Product: cannabinoid receptor 2
Exons: 2
Coding region: 5-1099 (364 amino acids)
Biological process (GO): cannabinoid signaling pathway
Cellular component (GO): membrane
Molecular function (GO): cannabinoid receptor activity
Source: RefSeq, a predicted model, not a curated record
UGACAUGGAGGCAACGCCGCGAGGAGUGGAAGAGAACAUGUCGGCUCUGACAGUCCACAGCGAGUCAUGCGAGAACCUGGAGUGCUACAUGGUCCUGCUGGAUGCAGAGAAGAUGGCCAUUGGCUCCAUCUGCUUCCUGGUGGGCCCCGUCACGCUGUUGGAGAACGCCCUCAUCCUGGGCGUGAUCGCCGCCACGGCCUCGCUGCGCCACCGCCCUUCCUACCUCUUCAUCGGCAACCUGGCCCUGGCCGACGUCUUCGCCAGCUGCUUCUUCACCACCAGCUUCCUGGACUUCCAUCUCUUCCGCCGCAGCGACGGCCCGACCGCCUACCUCUUUAAGCUUGGCGGCGUCACCAUGGCCUUCACCAACUCGGUGGGCAGCCUGCUGCUGACCGCCCUGGACCGCUACCUGUGCAUCCACCGGCCCAGCGGCUACAAGGUGCUGCUGACGCGGCGCCGAGCCCUGCUGGGGCUGCUGGUGCUCUGGAGCGCCACAGUCUUCAUCUCGUCCUUACCGUUGAUGGGCUGGACGUGUCCUACCGGGCUGGCUUUGCCCUGCUCCCGCCUCUUUCCCUACAUCAGGCGGGGCUACCUAGCUUGCUGGACCGGCUUCAUCCUGGUCCUCCUGGCUCUCAUCCUGGGGGCUUACGUCCUCAUUCUGAGGAAAGCCCACCGCCAUGAGGCCUCCAUGACCGUUCUCCAUGCAGGCCAUGCCCGCAUGAGGAUGGACAUCCGAUUGGCGCGCACCUUUGGCCUGAUCCUGCUCACGCUGGUGGUUUGCUGGCUCCCUGCGCUCUCCUUCAUGCUGGCCGACGUCGCCGUGGUCCUGACUCACACCCAGCAGAGGGCCUUCGCAUUCUGCAGCACCCUCUGCCUUCUAAACUCCGCCGUCAACCCCCUGCUGUACGCACUGCGCUGCCGGGAGCUGAAACUGGCCCUGCUGCACCUGCUGGAGGUCCUUAUCGAGGCUGCCAAGUGUAAAAAGUCCAAUCCCGGACUUCCCCCCAGAGAGGACAACAAACGUGCGAGCCACUGUGACGUGGACCGGCCCAGAAGCUCAAAUUUUUGCACGGUUUUGGAAAUGUUGGAAAAGCAGUAGAUAGAUAUUAUAACUGGUAGAUGAAAGGAAGUUGUGAUUAUAUUUAUUAUAACACACUGCAGAGUGGAAAUGGUAAGCUUUCUUUGACCACUUCUUUAGUUAUCAACAAAAAUAUUGCACUGCAAGAACCAAGGUUGUUCCAUUUAGCCAGCAUUAAUAGUUCAAGCGCACACAGAGGCACAUGCGGCUUGUGGAUGCUGAACAUCCAUGGCGCUUCAAAUGCAUAAAAACCUGGGGUUUCCGGAUUGUUUGCAUUUAAAAUAUCCGAUGUAAACGCUCUAAUACAGCGCGUUGACUUGUGCAGAGCUGGACAGAUAGUUAACAUCUAAAUGUUCUUCAAAAGGCUCACAAGUUUGGUAUUUUAUUGUAUUUCAGUUAGGGCUGGGCAACGAUUAAAAUUUUUAAUCGAAGUUAAUCGCACUAUUUCUCCGAUUAAUAGCGAUUAACUGCAUUGUAUACGCAAAGCCCAAUACUGAAUUCAAAAGUAGUGUGUAAUGCACCUUUAUUGGAAUAUUCUCCCACAUGAACAAAAGCGCCGAAACAUUUGUUUCAAACACAAUUUAAAUCAGUCCUUGUUAAACAGUAGCAGUUAAAUAGCAUAUUUGAUGAAAAUCAACUCAAAAAAUUUAAAUAGAGACAUUUAAGCUUAUUGCCACUGCCAGGGUAUUUAAGUUAUCCUGUUUGUUAUGGAAAAUAAAUAUAAUCUACAUACAAAUCUCUGAGCCACAAUCAUAACAUCUGAACAGGCAAUUUCUGAGGUAACAGCAGAAACAUUUUUUUUUAUCAGGGAUCUUAUGUUUAAAAAAACUAUAUUAUAGGUAGUGGGCUGUUUUAGGGAAUGUUUGAUCAAAUUAUCCGUAGUAGCAAUAUUAAUAAUGUUGUGUUUAUUCUGUGUAGUGCACUUAAAAUAAUUAUGACCAUAUCUAGGAAUUGAUAUGACGGGAAUUUUCCGAUUGUUUGCUUGGUGCUUUGAUAAACUGAAGGCAUCAUAUACAUGGUACUAUAUUGUGA